This is a messenger RNA of Sitodiplosis mosellana (orange wheat blossom midge), 5062 nucleotides long. RefSeq names its product carnitine O-palmitoyltransferase 1, liver isoform-like. The coding region runs from base 2176 to 4515 and encodes 779 amino acids. The transcript is spliced from 11 exons. The record is from RefSeq and is a predicted model, not a curated record. Gene Ontology annotation, biological process: carnitine metabolic process; fatty acid metabolic process. Gene Ontology annotation, cellular component: mitochondrion. Gene Ontology annotation, molecular function: carnitine O-palmitoyltransferase activity. Lineage: Eukaryota; Metazoa; Arthropoda; Insecta; Diptera; Cecidomyiidae.
GUUAUUCUCACAGAAGAUUCAAGUUGAAUUGUUGAUUUAAAUCAAAAUUUUGAAAAUGUUCUAAUUUUCAUUUUUUUUUGUAAUAUCUCAACUAUACCAAAUAAUUGAAAAUCCUUGUAAAGUGUACCAAAUUAAAAUAGACGUUCGUGUUGCCCCAAAAGCAUGUGUGAAGAAGAAAAAAUCGAUUGGCACUUAAUUUGUGUUAUUCAAUGUUUAAAAUCAUAUGAUUGUUCGAAAUCGAUGUUAGUCGAGUGUUGGGAUGCUAUAAGAGAGUCGGUUUAAAAAAAAACAAAUGAGCCACAUUCGGUUUUGGCAUUAGAAUGAGUGUUGAGUGGAGACGUUCGAAAUUGUUUGCACUCUCCUUCUCUUCCACUGAUUAGUCUCGACGGCGGCGGUGUGGAACGAUAGCAAGCGCGCGCCCAUAGUAGUAAUAUUCGGCGUUCAAUCCACCUUGUGAAUGUAAUGCACAAACAUCGACGAAAUGACAACGAGUUCAUAUGUAUCACUUCAUCGAUUCUAAUUUACUGCACUGAGAGUGUGCAAUUGAGCUAGCAUUAGCAUACUAGUGAAUAUUUACAAUUUGCUUGAUUGUUGUUACUGUUAUUGUCGACAUGCGUUUGGUUCUCCAUCAAAAGGUUUGUGUUUGCGAUUGUUGGAGCGUUUUGUCGUCGUUCGAAUUAAAGUGUCGAAUGAAUUGUCUGUAGAACGAAUAUGAACACAAUCACAGAACACACAAUGAGUCGUGACUGUGUCAAAGAAAACUUCUCAGAAGAAUGAACAUCUGUCACACGACCGAAAGGAACAUCGGUUAGAUUAGUUACAAAAAACCUGCUGUAGUGUCAAUUAGUAUGUGACUCUAUCUAGAGCAAUUCCGUUUUAUUUUUAUUCUGUUUCAAGUCAUUUUUUGUUCAUUCGAAAGUCUUGUGUUAAAACGUUCAUUUAUCGGAGAAAAUUGGCUAAAUGAGUGAAUUUGGAUAUUACAACUGUGUUUCUAUUUUGAAUAACCCAAUCAAAGUGAAUUUUAUCGAUUCAAAGACACGUUUCUAGUGCGAUCGUGGCAAUCAAUUCAUGUACAUUAUUUAAAUCAAUUUGAAAAGAGCUAAACGAAAAUAAAAACAACCAAUAAACUGUUUUCUUCAAACCGGCUGUUGUCGAUGUCCAUUCACGCGUCGUAAUCUGGGAAUAUUGAAGUAAUAAUAGUGCAUCUGUGCAUGUUGCAAAGUGAGUUGAAAAAAAGCUGUGUGUUGAGGGAUAAUUUUAGCAGAAACUCCAAAAAAUUAUAUGCGUUUCAAAGAAUGAGUAAACACAAGCAUCUUAAUAAUUAUUAUUCAAUUGAUUAACUUUACAAACCUACGCCAAUUUUAAACCUACCUAUUACGUAAAAAAAACAUAAAUUGUGCUGAAAGUAUACUACAGAUAUAUCUAAUCAUUUAAACGGUGUAAUUAAAUGCUCAAGUGACUCUACGGUAUGUAAUGUACAUAUCGUUCGUCAAGAAAACGGACAAUAUUAUUGUUCCAGCCAAUGAAACAGAGUGUUUUGCUGCAAUUAUAUCUAUGCAUAAACCAUAAGGUAGCCGGGAAGGCGGUCGUAUACGUUCGGAGGUGUUCAAACUCCAGUUGUACAUUUGCAAUGAGAAUUUAUUCGGCUUCUUUGCGAUGACUUGUGAAUACGACAGAAAAAACGGCAAAAAAGUCUUUCAAAGAAGAGACAACGAAAGGACUUUGCUAAGUUGUCGUUAGCAACUGUCCUCCGUUGAUAGAAAACUGGUCGCAAAUCGAACAAAUAGAAAGUUGUGUAAAUAUGCAGUGAAAAUCGCGACGCACUCAGUGUAAAUAUUCAGUUUUCAGCAGACGAUUAGACUUUGACCCAUCGAAGAAAAUACUAAGCACAUUUAUUUUGAGAGAUCUUGUUUGCCAAGAAUAAACUGAAAUACCGUAAAAAUUUAUUGGAUUUGAUAAAAGAAGAUACAGAAAAGACGCGAUGAAAGAAACCAACGAAAAUCAGACUUUGACCGGUGAAGUUGAUCCACUUAACAUUUCGAAAUCAUUGAACGCGUAUUACCCGUUACUAAAUUCAUUGACAUUUUGAAAUUGGUGCCGUUUGGUUUUGAUUUUUAUCCAGUUUGAACGACAAACGAUCAAUUUUGGCAGUGGUCUGAAGGAACGGCGGUGUAAAUGGCUGAAGCACAUCAAGCUGUUGCGUUUUCUUUUUCAAUCUCACACGAAGGAUGGGACAUCAACUACGACCGGGAGGUUCUCAAUCUUGUGUGGAGAUCUGGUAUUAGAUCAUGGAAAAAACGCAUCGGACGUCUAAGAAAUAGCAUUCAUAAUGGAGCAUAUCCAGUGCAUUUGCAAAGCCUAUGGAUCAUCAUAUCGAUAGCGGCUGUCUUACAUUUUUCUGGAAAAGAAACAACAUUCGAUUUGGCAAAUCAAAUUCUACCAUGGCUUCCGGGAGUUUCAAUCGCAUGGCAUUUGGUGGCGUGUUCGUUAACAGGACUCUUGUUUUGGCUAUGUAUUUGUUUUAUUAUGCGCUAUACUUUGAAAUUGUUGCUUAUGUACAAAGGUUGGAUGUAUGAAUCGCGUGAAAAGGGUCGUCAGGUAUCGAUGCAAACACGUUUGUGGGCGGCUGCAACUAAAGUCCUCUCAAGUUGGAACGAUCCCGGAUUGUACAGUUUCCAAGAAUCACUACCACGCUUGCCAUUGCCAAAUGUUAAUGACACUUUAGCAAGAUAUUUGGACUCAGUUCAUCCGUUGGUCGAUGAAGAAAAUUAUAAGCGCAUGGAAGAAUUAGCCGAAGAUUUUGAACGGACAAUUGGCCCGAAAUUACAACGCUAUCUGAUUCUGAAGAGCUGGUGGUCAACAAAUUAUGUAUCCGAUUGGUGGGAAGAGUACGUUUAUUUGCGCGGCCGUUCUCCAUUGAUGGUCAACAGCAACUUCUAUGGUAUUGACGCAUUGUUCUUAACUAAUACUAAUGUUCAGACUGCUCGCGCUGCUGUUGCCGUCAAUUUGUUGUUGAGAUUCCGACGCCUGAUCGAUCGUCAGGAAUUGAAACCGAUCAUGGUCCAAGGAAUUGUCCCGUUGUGCUCAUGGCAAUACGAACGGACUUUCAACACUGUUCGCAUUCCUGGCAUUGAAACCGAUCGCAUCAUUCAUUAUAAAGACUCAAACCAUAUUGUUGUUUUGCAUAAAGGACGAUACUAUAGAGUUACUAUUCAUUACAAGGGACGCAUCUUGAAGGCUGCCGAAAUUCAGAUGCAAUUGGAAGAAAUAUUGAAUUCAAAAUCUGAACCAUUGCCGGGUGAGGAGCUUUUGGCAUCAUUAACCGCAUGGAAUCGAUCGAAGUGGGCUGAAGUUCGGAACAAUCUAUUCAACAAAGGAGUCAAUCGUGUCUCAUUGCACACAAUUGAAACAGCUGCGUUCAUUCUAUCUUUGGAUGAUGAAUCCUAUGACACUGAUAUUCACAAAGAAGGUGCGUUAGAUCACUUUGGGAAGUCAUUACUCCAUGGAAACGGCCACAACAGAUGGUUUGAUAAGAAUUUCACACUUUGCGUUGGUACAAACGGUCGUCUUGGUUUUAACGCUGAACACACUUGGGCUGACGCUGCUAUCAUGGCGCAUAUUUGGGAAAAUAAUAUUAUGGAUGAAGUGAUUGAGCAUCCAUAUGACGACGAUGGCAAUUGCAAAGGCCAAAUCGUUUUCCAGCCACCUUCACCACAACGCAUGUCAUGGGAUUUGAACAACGAUGCAUGCCUCACCGCAAUUAAUACAGCUCAUGAAGACGCCCAGAAAUUGUUAAAUGACUUACAACUCCGUAUUUACGCGCACGACCAUUACGGAAAGGGUUUUAUGAAGACAUGCCGCGUGUCACCUGAUGCUUACAUACAAAUGGCCCUUCAAUUGGCGUAUUACCGGGACUCGGGAUGUUUUUCUCUUACAUAUGAAGCAUCGAUGACACGUUUGUUCCGAGAAGGUCGCACUGAAACCGUUCGACCAUGCACCAUUGAAUCAGCCGCAUGGGUCAAAUCGAUGGCAGACGGCAAAUUUACUACUGCGCAACGGGUUGAACUGCUACUGAAAGCUUGCCAACGACACCAAAAAGGAUAUCAAGAUGCGAUGUGUGGCAAGGGAAUCGAUCGACACUUAUUCUGUUUGUACGUCGUAUCGAAAUAUUUGGAAAUAGAGUCGCCAUUCUUGAAAGAAGUUCUCAGCGAACCGUGGCGAUUUUCAACUAGUCAAACGCCGCACGGACAAACGAGCAAAAUGGACCUACGCAAACAUCCUGAAUGUAUUAGUGCAGGCGGCGGUUUCGGUCCAGUUGCUGACGACGGCUAUGGUGUUUCAUACAUUAUUGCUGGUGAAGAUCUGAUUUUUUUCCAUAUAUCAUCAAAGGCCAGCUGCGCAACUACGGACGCUGUAAAAUUCUCUAAGGAAAUCGAGCGAGCAUUAGCUGAUAUGAAAAAUCUGUUUGAAGAAUAUCAUUAUCUGAAAAAAUCAGCAAAUGGAUCAUCGAUAUGAACAGCAACAAAGCAGCAUAUGCAAUCGUGGUUCUUGGAAAUGGUGGCUUUAGGGAAAUGUUCAAUAAAAAAUAUAAAAUCAAUAGAAAAAAUCUUUAGAUUCCUUGAAUCUCAACAUCAAAUGGCCGCGUGCUAUCGUAUAGCUCCACGUUACCCUGAUAUAUGAAGUUAGUUCCAAGUUUUUUGUGUAUUUGUUCUUUUUUUAAAUUAAAAUUUUUCAAUUUUUUGCAAUUAGUGUUCCAAAUUAUAAACCCACGGACGGAUUAGAAGACAAUAUUUUUAAUGGUCUGUUGUGCAGCUCAUUUGUUAUAUUUUAGAUAGUAGAGGUGAAAUAAAUUUAGAACUAGUGUGAAUGUUAUUAAUAAAUUGUUCGAUUCAAGAUAAAAAUCUGUUGUGCCCGUUUAAUAAUGACGUUUACACUAGAUUACACGUUGAAACUAACUUAUGUAUUUACAAUCGAAUUUUUUCUUGUUGUUUAGUUGUAAGUAGAUUUAGACAAAUCGAAAUGAUCAAAUAAAAUGUUGUUUUUUUGUUUAUCAAGAGAUAAA